Molecule: messenger RNA, 1565 nt
Organism: Schistocerca americana (American grasshopper)
Lineage: Eukaryota; Metazoa; Arthropoda; Insecta; Orthoptera; Acrididae
Product: activator of 90 kDa heat shock protein ATPase homolog 1
Exons: 10
Coding region: 202-1227 (341 amino acids)
Biological process (GO): protein folding; positive regulation of ATP-dependent activity
Cellular component (GO): cytosol
Molecular function (GO): protein-folding chaperone binding; ATPase activator activity
Source: RefSeq, a predicted model, not a curated record
AAUUUAAGCUUGUGUUUCCAGAAGUUGCGAGAUGCGGGUGUGAUUGUUAAAUUAGUACUAAAGUCUGAGGGAAGUCAGUAGUUUAGCGAAAAUAAUUUUUGAAGGAGUUUCGUUGUUUGCUGUACAGACUGUGAUAUAGAUUGUGUCACCAUCUAAUUCUUAAUUUUCGAGGACCCUCUCAGCGUCUACCGGUCACUCGAAAUGGCUAAGUGGGGUGAAGGUGAUCCCCGAUGGAUUGUUGAAGAACGACCAGAUGCAACAAAUGUCAACAACUGGCAUUGGACAGAAAAGAAUGCCUGCCAGUGGUCUGUUGAUAAACUCAAAGAAUUGUUGACAGGUCUGAAAAUUGAAAAUGCACUUGCUAAAUGUUGUAUAACAGAGGUGGAGAAAUGUGAGGGAGAAGCAGUAGCAAACAACAGAAAAGGGAAAUUAAUAUUUUUUUAUGAAUGGGAAUUGAAGCUAAAAUGGAAAGGUUGUCUUCUUGAUUCAAAGAACACAGAAAUAGAAGGCACGGCAGAAAUUCCUAAUUUGAGCGAAGAGUAUGAUGCAUCAGAAGUUGAUGUAGACUUCAGUGUAAAAACUCACAGUGUGGAGGCUGACAGGCUGAAAGAAAUUAUCGCCAAAGAUGCAAGGGAUGUUAUUCGAAGUCAGUUGGCAAAAUAUAUAAAAGCAUUAAGGGAAGAAUUUGCUAAGGGCAUGAUACUGCCAAAGAAAGAGGAUGAGCAAGCAACAAAACAAGACAGCCUUGCUAGCUUAACUGCUGGUUUCAAAAGCAAGGUUCAAAUGGACAGUCCAAGCAAAGAAGGGUCAUCAAAGAAACUGAGCACAACUACUUUGACAAUGUCUGUGAAGCUCCAGUGCAGGAAGGAAGAAGUUUACAAUGCUCUCACAAGUAUUGAGCUAGUACAGGCAUUCACCAAUGGUCCUGUUGUAAUGGAAGUGAAACCUGGUGGAAAAUUCGAGCUCUUUGGUGGAAACAUACAUGGAGAAUUUUUGGAGUUGGUUCCUAAUGCUAAGAUCUGUCAGAAAUGGAGGUUCAAGGGAUGGCCCGAUGGUCAUUUCUCAGACGUCACAAUGGACAUAGAGGAGCUAUCGGACUGUACGGAGGUGAAACUGGUACAGAAGGAUGUGCCAGAAAGUGAAAUGGAUACUACUAAAGAAAACUGGAAUCGGUACUACUGGGAUGCUAUGAGGAAAACAUUUGGAUUUGGAGCAUUCUUCGUGUGACUGGUGGAUAUUAAUCACAAAGUUUGCAGGAGGAACUGACCAUUCAUGCAUUCUUUUUUUUUUUAUUAUUUAAUCUUUAGAGACUCAUCAGUUGUGUGUUAAAUCUUGUGAGCAAUAAUAACUGGUACCCUGUUGUGUUGCGCUACAAUUUAUAUGAAACUAUUGCGAGUGUGUUAAGUUAUUGUUGCUUGAGGACAUUAUUAGUAUUUGUAUUCGGACUGGUUGGCUUGUAGGUUGCAGCCUUCUACGAGAAGAAAACAAAUGUUUGCAGAACGUACUGUUGUGUGUUUAAUUGUAAUAUACGACAUUCAUCAUAAGAAUAAACCUCAUGUAAACAA